Messenger RNA from Pygocentrus nattereri (red-bellied piranha), 3189 nucleotides. RefSeq names its product MYD88 innate immune signal transduction adaptor (gene myd88). Bases 203 to 1036 code for a protein of 277 amino acids. The record is from RefSeq and is a predicted model, not a curated record. The transcript has 5 exons. Lineage: Eukaryota; Metazoa; Chordata; Actinopteri; Characiformes; Serrasalmidae. Gene Ontology annotation, biological process: positive regulation of canonical NF-kappaB signal transduction; MyD88-dependent toll-like receptor signaling pathway. Gene Ontology annotation, molecular function: TIR domain binding.
UCUCGGAGCUGAACUCAUAAACCAAUGUGAGUCAGUUUAGCUUCUCUAAGUCAGAGUGCAGAGGUUACUGAAGACAGACACAGAUGAGGAGCAGUUCAUGGAGUAACGCGGUACUGACGCCUUCCCACGGUGGACAAGUGCAUUAAAACGGUUUUAAAAGACCCUGUUUUAGUCGAGUGACCGCUUUCCUGUGAGCACCAACAUGGCAUCAUCAAAACUUUCAUCAUCAGAGAUUGACUACGAGGCGAUUCCAGCCAUAGCGCUGAACUUCAGCGUGAGAAAGAAGCUCGGACUUUACCUGAACCCUACAAACACGGUGGCCUCCGACUGGACGGACAUCGCCGAAAGGAUGGGCUUUACUUACCUGGAGAUAAAGAACUAUGAGAAGAGAGAAAGCCCCACUCAGAGACUGUUAGAUGAGUGGCAGACUCAGCCCGGCGCCACGGUGGGGAAGUUGUUGUCUUUUCUUGAAGAGGCUGAGAGGAAGGACAUUAUUUCAGACCUGAAAGACCUCAUAGAUGAGAACUGCAGGAAGUAUUUGGAGCAGCCUGUUCAAGUUCCAGUGGUGGAUAGUGGACACCAUGACCGAGGCAUCACAGUCAACGAUGGUCACGUGCCGGAGAUGUUUGAUGCUUUUAUUUGCUACUGCCAGAGUGACUUCCAGUUUGUGCAUGAGAUGAUCAAACAGCUGGAGCAGACGGAGUACAACCUGAAGCUGUGUGUGUUCGACCGGGAUGUGCUUCCUGGCACGUGCGUGUGGACCAUCACCAGCGAGCUUAUUGAGAAAAGGUGUAAGAGGAUGGUAGUGGUCAUAUCUGAUGACUACCUGGACAGCGAUGCCUGCGACUUCCAGACCAAGUUUGCUCUCAGUCUUUGUCCAGGGGCUCGUACCAAACGGCUGAUCCCUGUGAUAUACAAGCCUAUGAAGAGGCCAUUUCCCAGCAUUCUUCGCUUCCUGACUGUCUGUGACUACACCAGGCCAUGUACGCAGAGCUGGUUCUGGACUCGAUUGGCCAAGGCCCUGUCUGCCACCUAAGCACCACAAAUGCUUUGCGUUCAGCUCAGUGACUGCCAGAGAAUUGGGGUUUGAUUGUCAUGUUGUUUACAUGCAAGACUUUUCACGGAUGUCUUACCUAGCCAGAAUUCUGAACAUUGUUAUAUUUCAAUGUAAACUAGAGUAGAUUUUCACUUUUAGAGCCCUGCAUUAUCAGCUGCAGUUCAGCAAUAACAUGCCUGUUUCAUACCUGUUUAAAUACAGUUGUAGACAAUAUCCAAAUACUAUCUAGACUGUCAGAAUGAAUGGGUUAUUUAAUAAGCUUAAAAGGAACCUGUGUUCCCGGUGGUUUUUGUGUAGAAAAACACAAACACACUUAAAGUACAGUUUGUUUGUAAUGUGGCUAAAACAUGGAUUUAUGCAAGUGGAACAAAAGUUCUACAGAAAUAAAUAACGGAAAAACUAGAUCACAGUAAAGGGAACAAAAAGGAAAACUAAGAAUGAUUUUUUUUUUUAGCAGAACAUAAUCCAAAGCAGGAACACAGUCACUUUCAGCUGUUCCAGAAUGAACACAGUAUUUUUUACAAAGUACUUUCAUGUUUUCAACAGCGGUGGACAAACUGCUUACCCAAAAGUAAAGACUUCCUUUGUACAAUUUUAAAAAAGCAAUAUAACGACUAACGACUAUAAGAAAUUUUUCAGAAAUUAAAAAAAUGUGGAACUACCCUUUAACUUAAUGUAUUAGAGUGAAAGUUAAAGUCUCAAAACAUGAAAAUACUUCAUGAAAAUACAGAUACUUAUACAGGUACUUAAGUACAGUAACGAAAUACUGCCACCACUGCUUUUUCAAGGAUGUAGGCUGGAUUCCAUCCAAGGCAGGUCCAAUCCUGAGGGGAAUAUAUUGGCAGUAGUGCUAAGUAGGCCAAAGUUCAUGCAUACUGUUACAUUACACGUUACUGUCUGAAUAGCCUUCUUAUCAGUGUAAUUUUGUCAUUUUCAUAUUUCAAAAAAUGAACCAAAAUGAAACAAUUUAUUUCCAACUCCUGAUUUUAAAGCGCCCAUAUCAUGGACGUUCUCAAAGUUUUCUUCACCUCUUUGAAUUUGCAGUCUGAUGCAGCAUGUAAACAUUAUUAUGUUCAAAAUGUACCAGUCCGCAUAUUUUACAUGUGGGGAAAUACACUGCAACACUGCUACUGUUUCUAUAAUCUCACAAAAAACAACACAUUUCCAUUAUAGCCCACAGCUGUUUUGCACCACUUAUUCACCUUAAGGUUAUAAGACGUGUUUCAGUCUGAGCUGCUUUUUGAAUGAUGUGCAAUAGAGGUCGGCCAGUUAUUUACACAUAUGACCUCAUUUACAUAUCAGUUUUAAAGGCACAGUAACAAAAUCAGCAUGUUUAAUUCUGUAGGGUAGAGAGGGUGAAAAUGGUCAUGCAAACGUGACCUCUGACUACAUGAAACCACACAAAUGUUCAUAGUGGACCGUAGAAUAUAAACAAAACGUAGGUUACUGAGUGAGUGCAGUAUUCAUAACUAUCCUGUUUCUCCCAACAUUGAUUUAUAGGGAGCUUGGGCUGCUACAGUUUUACUAUUAUGGCAUUUCACAUGUUUCUGUUAAUCACAGUCAUUGAUCUGGAACUUCAUUACAUCAUCACUAGCAGCUGCACUAAUAUUGUGUAAAUAAUUUCAUGAUGAAUAAAUAAUAGAAAUACUCCAUAGUCACUUGGAAUAACACUUCCUUGCACCAACCUAAUUAAAAGUUAAGACCUUUUGUGCCUUUUCCUGCAAAAUGACCAUUUGUCUUGGUCAGAGAUGAUAUACCAAGCAAUGCUUGUAUAUACUGAGCAAUGAGGGAUGCAUCUUAUAACAUUUUCCCAUUUGAGCACUGUGAAAAUGUGAAUUAUCACAACUCUUGUUACCAAAGAAUGCCGCUUGUAUUUAUGAGUCUAGCUGUAAAUAAAGCAAAAACACCAGUUCACACAUUCAUUUUCCAUCUCAUUUCAACUUUAUUAAUGAUCUAGAGCUGAGAAUGAUGUGUUGCUAUGCUCUAUUAGAACAUACUGUGCACUAUUUUUAAGUACUGUUUUUACUUUACAUGAGAGAGAAAUGUUCUGUACCAUUCAUUUGUAAACAAUUCCUGUGAAAUUAUGUUUCUGUUUAAAUUAUAUCCUUAAUAAAACAUUUGCUGUAAACACA